CUAAUCUGUGAUCCAACAUGGGUGACCAAUCAGCUGACAUUUCUGAAGGCAUAUUUUUCCAUGGUGUAAUUAUCUAAAUUGGGUAAAUUAUUACAUAAAACCUGCUCCGAGACAGUUUUCAGUGAUAAACUCGUUAUUCAAGUGAAUAAUUAAUCAUCAUCUGUUAUGGAUAUCGAAAUCAGAGUUGCAUCCUGCAUGCAGUCCAGACAAUCAGAAUAAACAAACCAUGGAAGAACCUAUAAGUGAAACCAUAGAAAACCAUUUGGACGCAAACAAAAUCACUUAGUAACAAACUAAACUAAACAUUAACAAAACUAAAAACUAAAAUAUAGCAAAAUUUAACACAACGGAGAUCUAGUCUCUAUAGAGAAAUAGAAAUAUAAAAAUUAAUAGUGCAAUUAAAUAUAUAAAAAUAGAGAAAGAUUUAAAUUAUAAAAAAAGAUUAUAUUUAUUAACUUUUUUAUUUUGUUAGUAUUUUUUUUUCGCCGUUCAUAAGUCAAUGUUGUUGUUGUAAAAAAUAAAAGUAUAAAUAGUUGCUAGUUGUGAAAAUUGACAAGUAGUUGGCACAUAAUUCCAUUCUAUUUUUAAAUAAUUUAAAAAAAUAAUAGUUUGACUAUUACAAAUGGUUACCAAAGAGUUUAUAUAUAUAGAGAUUAAAUAAGUUUUAUGAGUUGGGGGUGUUAAAGGGGUGAAUGAACUUUGGGCAUAGAGAAUUUAAAAUGGCCGCCACAAUGGUUGAGACGCCCCCUCCUCAGCUGAUUACUACGAUAGAAUGGAGUAUGAUGGACAAAACUAAGUUUUUUCCAUUGUAUACUUUAAGCAGUUUUACAGUAAGAUGCGCGCUAUACCCACUAACUUUAAUAAAAACACAAAUCCAAGUGCAGAGAAAGAAAGAGGCAUACAGUGGUGUAGCUGACGCUAUAUCUAAGAUAUAUAAGAAUGAAGGCGUGCCCGGACUUUAUCGAGGGUUCUGGCUCUCCAGUUUUCAGAUAAUAUCAGGAAUUUUCUACAUAACUACGUAUGAAGGUGUACGAUAUGAGCUCGGGAAGUAUGAUGUCAGUCCCAAAGUGAAGUCGUUUAUAGGCGGUGGCUGUGCGUCGAUAGUGGGUCAGACGAUCAUAGUACCAUUUGAUGUACUAAGCCAACAUCUUAUGGUCUUAGGCCUCGUCAAAGGAAGAGGCAAUGCUAGGAAUCCACAAAUGAACCCUCUCGGCUUAGAUCUAGAGAAGCGCAUGUCCAAGGCGGCGUUGGCCAAAGAGGUGGCAGUACGCGUGUAUCAGCUGCACGGGCCGCUCGGCUACUACCGCGGAUACACGGCCUCGUUGGCCGCGUAUGUACCAAACUCGGCGCUAUGGUGGGCGCUGUAUACUGCUUAUCAAGAUGAGCUCCUAAAAAUAGCUCCGUCGUGGGUAUCGACGCUGUUGAUCCAGUGCGCGGCCGGCACACUAGGCGGGUUCACCACGACCUUCCUAACCAAUCCAUUGGACAUAGUACGCGCUAGGUUACAGGUCGAAGGAGUAGAAAUAAUGAAGCAAAUAUUCAAGACGCUAUGGGCAGAGGAGGGUCUAGUAGGACUGUACUUCAAGGGUCUGUCAGCGCGGCUGCUGCAGUCAGCCUGCUUCUCAUUCAGCAUCAUCCUCGGGUACGAGAGCAUCAAGAGAGUCGCGCUCAGCGACGAGUUCAAGCCGAGAGUGCGUUGGUGACGAUAAUAAAUACCUUACGUAUA
Molecule: messenger RNA, 1726 nt
Organism: Spodoptera frugiperda (fall armyworm)
Lineage: Eukaryota; Metazoa; Arthropoda; Insecta; Lepidoptera; Noctuidae
Product: solute carrier family 25 member 44-like
Exons: 8
Coding region: 693-1703 (336 amino acids)
Biological process (GO): branched-chain amino acid catabolic process
Cellular component (GO): mitochondrion
Molecular function (GO): branched-chain amino acid transmembrane transporter activity
Source: RefSeq, a predicted model, not a curated record